Lytechinus pictus (painted urchin) is the source of this 5891-nucleotide messenger RNA. RefSeq names its product probable inactive glycosyltransferase 25 family member 3. Gene Ontology annotation, molecular function: procollagen galactosyltransferase activity. The record is from RefSeq and is a predicted model, not a curated record. Lineage: Eukaryota; Metazoa; Echinodermata; Echinoidea; Temnopleuroida; Toxopneustidae. Bases 12 to 1163 code for a protein of 383 amino acids. The transcript is spliced from 6 exons.
UACUGAAUUCCAUGACGUUUUCCCAUUUUAUCCUUUCAGGUAUUCCCUUCCACAUACUGAACAAAGAUCAUUAUGGAGCCAUGUUGUAUCCCCCUGAGUCUCAUCAUCCAUUGAAAGAAGAAGUAGAACAGAUGUUACAUACUAAACUAGAAACUAUGUUGGAAGAUUACACUCCGAUGGCGACGUCACCUUACAUCACAUUACCAGAGGAGAAACCAGCAAAUAAGAUGGGUUUUGAUGAGAUUUAUCUUGUCAAUCUUGAGAGGAGACCUAGUAGAAGACUUCGCAUGCAAGCAGCUCUUAAACUACUAAGAAUUGAUUUCAAACUUUGGAAUGCUGUAGAUGGCAAGCUAUUAUCACCUGAUAUGCUGAGAGAGAUGGGUAUUGAUAUGUUACCAGGCUACGCUGAUCCUUACUGGGGAAGAGUACUCACCAAGGGAGAGAUUGGUUGCUUUCUAAGCCAUUACAACAUAUGGAAAGAUGUUGUGGAGAGAAACCUCUCACGAAUCCUGAUUUUCGAAGAUGAUAUAAGAUUUGGUGCUCGUUUUAAACCCCGUAUGGCAAAUAUCAUGGCUGAAGUUGCAGCAAGGAAACUAGAGUGGGAUCUCAUAUAUGUUGGACGUAAGAUCCUAAAUAUGAAGGGAGAGAAGUUCUUGGAGGGGUCAAGCCAGAUUGUGAAGCCGAGCUACUCCUAUUGGACGUUGAGCUACAUGCUAACACAAGAGGGCGCUAAGAAGUUAUUAGCUCAGGAGCCACUCGGGAAGAUGGUUCCGGUUGAUGAAUUCUUACCUAUCAUGUUUGAUAGACAUCCAGAGGAUGAUUGGCUAGAAAAGUAUGAACCUCGUGACCUGAAAGCCUUCUCAGUUGAUCCUCUCAUGGUCUCACCCACACAUUACACCGGUGAGAAGAACUACUUCAGCGACACUGAGACAUCAAGCAUAUGGGAGGAGGUUGAGAAGGGUAGGAACGGUAAACCGAGUGUGGCUCAGAAGAAUGAAACAACCACCGAAAGCAAGCUGCAGAAGGAUCAGACACCAAGCGAGGGGGUGAAGCAUUCAGAAAGCCGUAAAGAUACCCCUAAUGAAUUUAAUCAGAUUACUCCGGGGUCAGGCCAAAAUGGUAUGGACAAUGGACAAAAGCAUUCAGGUCGUGAUGAGUUAUGACACCAAUAAUCAGCACCCUCUAUGUCAGUGUAUUUAUAUUCAGCAACAGGUGGUCUUUUAUCAGCUGUUUUGUAAUGUACCAUGUUAUGUCUGCAUUGGAUACAGUAUGUAUCUUUAGACAGUCAUUCUUGUUUUCAUUUAACUUUUGAAUGAACUCAGUAACAUUUCACCUCGGCCUGUCAUCAUCCUUUUUCUACUUCUGUUGACAUAUAAAUAAUAGAUAUAUAAUUUUCCAAGUAUUAAUCAAAAUUUUCCCUCAAUUCCAUAAUGGAAGUUUAUUGAUAAGUUUUUUAAACAUUAAAGUCCAUAGCCAAUUAAACAUGAAUAAUUUUGUGCAUUUGAUUCUGAACUAAUGUUUUAAAAUCAAACCUCAUGAACUUUUAUAUACAAUGUACAUGUAAGUGCACUGAUAUUCAAACAUAUGCAAUAUUUUUAUGGAAAUGAAAUAUUGGAAAUAUGAACUGGAUGCAAUUUUUUCAAUUGAUUUUUUUGUUUAUGAACAACUACAAAAUAUAGAUAUAAAUAGAAAUCUUAAAUCACUACAAGUACCAUCCUGCAUCAUCACCACUGAAAUUCCCAGCUACAUCCUGGUGCCCUUUGAUAUCUUUGAUAGAAAACUUGUAUUGAAGACAUAACCGACCUGCAGUUGCUACAUAUAGGAAUGUUUUGCAGAUUGUUUUAUCAAGGAGUUCCCCACCUAACUAUUUGUAUUUCACCUUUUAAAUGAUCUAGUAUUGUCAUGUGCCACCUAAAAGUAUUUAAUUCUGUCAUAUCAGUGAUAUUAUAUGUAUUAGGUUCAAGUAGGGAAUUAUAUUCAAAUAUUAGAAUUAUCCAAAUUGGCCUUCUGCUUAUGAGAAACAGAAUGUCAUUUUCCACUCUUUAAAUACCUGUGGGUGUUUCAUAAAGCUGUUCGUAAGAUAAGAGCGACUUUAAGAUCGACUGGUGAUCCUUUCUUUUGGUAAACGGUAUACACCAUUGGCGAUGGUUUAGUGCGUAAGAAAGAUUCACUAGUCGUUCUUAAAGUCGCUCUUAACUUACGAACAGCUUUAUAAAACGGCCCCCUUGGUCCAAUAAUAUUCAUAAUAUUUAAAUCAUGAAGAAGCUAUGUAUCACAGGAAAUAAGUAUUAUUGUACAUAUUGAAGUUGAAGUCUUCAAAUUUAAGGCUCUAUUGGAGGAUAUUGGGGACUUGGACAGACUCUGCAACGGGCUUUCCAAUUCUCAUAUUGAAGAGCUAAUAGCAUGAGUGUUCCAAAUAGAAGUAUCGUUCAAAUACUUUUUCCAUGAACUUUCAAACUGGUUGAUUAUUAUUCAUUCCCCAGGCAUAGUUGCAAGGCCCAUAUAUAGAAAUGAUAUAGAUAAUAAUAUAGGAUGCUCAAGAUGCUCCUAUAAGUGAAAGUGAAGAAGUGACAUUGUUCAAAAUGGCAUUUUCUGUUUAUUAUUAAUGACUAUGAAUUUGACCUCGAUUUGGAGACAGAUGUAAAACAAAACAAAAAAAAGGCUGAGGAUAACUGGUGCUAUAGUUUGAAUAUGAUUUCAAUCAUUUUUUUUUUCCAUUGUGAAUGACAGUCUGUUAUACAAUGUCUGAAUGACCAUCCAUGAAUGUAAUACAUGUGCAUCUUUAGCAGUACAUACUGUGCAGUACUGUAUCUUAAAGCAAACAUUGUGUGUGCUAAUCUAUCUAUGCAUCUCAUCUUGUACAAAUAUGCAAACUUACUUACUCAUGCUGCGUGUAUCUCUCAAUAUAUUGCUCAUUUAUAAUAAAUGUAGACAAUGUUGAGUUAGAAUAGUUUCAGUGUGAGGCAUUUAAGUUGCCUGGAUGUAGUGGACAAAUCUUUGCAACAGUAGUUUAAAUCAAGCUACAUGUACAACUGUUUCCUUUACCUAAUAUCGAUCAGUUUUGUUAAUGCAUGUAGGAAACGCAACACUAUAUGCCCAACCUUGGUCACUGAUGUAUUGACAUAAUUCAUGACGCACACAAAAUACUUCCAAUAUCUGGCACGGAUAUUGGUGGCAUACAAUAAAUAUCUCUCUUUAUAUUUUAGAAAGGGGCAAAAUCACUAGUUUUAAGUUCCAUUAGCUUCCAUUCACUGCCAUAACCCAAUAUAAAAAUGCCAUUAUUUACAUCCCUCACUUUGACCAGUUGGCGUGCAGCUUAUUUUUAACUUGUGUAUACAAUAUAGAUGCCAUGCAUGUACUGCUGAUGGUAGAACUGUAUGUCUUUUGUCAACAGAGGGAGACAGAUAAACUUUAAAUAUGAAUUCAGAACUUGACUGUACAUUUACACAUUGCUUAUUAAUAGCUGUAAAUACUUUGUUAUAACAUAGAAUUGUAGUAUAGGAAACUUUUUAAAUCUGUCAUAGUGCAUUAUAUAUAUAGUGAUUGGUAGAUUCAAAACACAAAAGUAAUAUUCCUGCUUAUUUAACCAUUGCCUAUUGUGUUGCUUUAUAAAGUUUUCCUGAAGUUAAAUUUUACAAUUUUUUUAAUUAAAAAAAAUUAAAAGUGCUAUUCACUUGGGCAAACAUUUCCAAUUGAAUAUGUUUUCAUCACCAGAAUGAAUUAUGUAAGAUUUACUCAUCAGUGGGAUCUACAAUCACGAUAUUGAAAAUGACUUUUGUAUAAUCUUUUAGUGCUAUGUUUUAGAAUACAUACGCUGUAUUUUUUCAAAGUACAUUAAGUGAACUGUAGAAAGGAUAAAUAUAAAGCAGAGAAAAUGAUUAAUUUCAUUCCAAAGUGUUUCAAAAAAUGAUAUCGUUAGUUACAAAGGGCAUUAAGAAGUAUAUAAGAUUUUAAAAAAAAGUAUCAUGUUUGAGUAACUUUUCCUGUAAUGGUUUUAAACUCACCGACACACAAAUAAUGGCUUUUGAAAUUAAUAAUUUAUUAUGUAUGAUCUUUAUUUGACCCCUCUUUAAUCUGUUUCUGAUUGGAACAGGUUGUCCCUGUACAAAGUCUAUGGGAAUUACAGAAUUCAGUUGUCAAUUGGUUAAUAUAAACCAUUAUAGGCAGAGAGAGUGUCCUCUUAUGUGCCUUUUGUUAUUCCAAUCUUAAUGUAAAAUAUUUGUGUGCCUUAUUAUAUAGUUGAUGGUGAACAUGUUUUAUAGGUUGUAUUAUUACUAAGUGAAGUAACAGAUAAUAUUGUUUUAUAUAAAAUGUUUUGUAGAUAAAUGUGAAGUUCUCUAUUGAAAUAUCUUCUUUUUUUAUCAGGCCUGCGAAUCCUAGAUAUUUGUCAGAUUUAGUGAUAUUUUAAGCUCAAAUUAGAGGAUAAGAUACUUGAUAUUUUUCUUUUCUUUAUAGGUGCACCAUGCACAUUUAAACUGUCGUUUGGGACCUUUUUGUUAUUCCUUUAGGGCUGUAUUGAAUUGUUACCAUUUUAACAUCAGGAGAUUUUAUUUUAAAGCAAAUAAACUUAUUUUCCUUCUUUUCUUAUAUAAUUUAGAUUUUCACUCACAAAUUAAGGUGAUUUAUGUCACAAAGCAUUUGACAAGCAAAGAAGAAAAAAAAUUCCUCACUUUCAUUCGCCUGCCCAACAUUUUCCACUCAUAUACUCUGUAAGGCUCUCAAAAAAGGGGGGGGGGGCGCAGGCCUGAUGUUCGCACCCCCCCCCCCCCCCUCCACUUCAUUCGCCACUGGUAGUCCAAUCUGUUAGGUAUAACAAUCCUGGCAUGCCGCAAUUAUAUAUAAAAAAAUGUUUUUGAAUAAAAAUGGAGGUGGAUGUAUGAGGUUGGAAUACUUUUAGAAGUUACAUAUUUCACUAUAUAUUUGCCAUACUUGCCAUUGAAUAUCAAUCAUUCUUUCUAAUAUUCACACUAUUUUCAUUGUAUUUACUGUUUCAUGUCAUCCCAAUACAAUUGGGAAAUGUCACCCGCUAAUUGAUUACUCUGAAAAACACUCUCUUUUAAAACAUCUUCUGGCUCUAAGUAAAGAUUUGUCACAAACACAAAAAUUUUUGCCUGUUUUGGUAAGCUUUCACUUGCAUGCAUGGUAUCAGAAGAUGCAUGCUAUCUUCAUCAGAACUUUGUCAGGUGGCGUAGAUGUUGAUAUAGCGUGAUGUAGUAUACAAUUUGUGAUUGUAAAAUAGGAAUGCUUUCUUUAGUCAUCGCCCAAUUCAGAUAAACCUUUUAAGUGAUCUGACACUUUGGAGAGCAAUCGUUUAUUUUACUAACUUUUGUUUUUUUGUGUCAUAUUUUUUCAUAACCAUACUAGACUGACAUGUAGGUGUAUGUAGGAAUUAGUUUUGUGUAUUGAUAUCUGGUUUUAUUCACAUUCUUUAAAAAAAGUGUUCUUUUUGCGUGGGCCAGUUAUGGAGAAGACAGAAGUCUACCUUUGUCCCCCCAAAAAAUUAUAUCAUAUUUGCUUGUAUCAUUGUAGAAUUUCAAUGUGGAAACUUUAAAAAUGUUGUGCAACUUCCCUUCAACUUGGGAAAGCUGUUAUGGUGCUACUUUUUUGAUGAUUUUAAUUGUGAAUUAACAUUUCUGAAAAAGGAUUUUUAAUCAGUCCUUCAAUCAUAAUUUAUUAAUCUUUAUUUGUUAUGUAUUUCUUUAUUUGCUGCAAUGUACUUUGUCAGUAAAUAUUUGAUUCAUCAUUCACCGUUUUGAAUAGAAAUGUGGACUAAUGUUUGAUGUAUGAUUUAUUACUACAAUGUGACAGACACAGUGUAACAGUUUUCAUAAUAUGCGAAAACUUUUUAGAUUUUUUAGAUAUCUUAUUAAAAUGUGUGCUACUUUGAGUAA